AUGGCCGAACUCUUCGACAAGGCACCCGAGCUGCCCCCACCAUUCAUAAACGUCACAGGCAUUGCCAACUUCCGCGACAUUGGCGGCUACAGCACAUCCUCGGCCGACCAAUCCAUCCGCUCCAACCUCGUCUUUCGCUGCGCCGACCCCAGCAAAGUACAACCCUCGGGCCUCGCAAAACUAAAAGAGCUCGGCGUAAAAAAAGUGUUCGAUCUACGCAGCAUACCCGAGAUUUCAAAGCAAGGGCCUGAAUGGGCUGGUGUUGCGGUUGAAAAGGAAGUGUUUGUGACAAGGGAUGAAGGAGACGAGACUCCUGUUCCCGCAGACCAGAUUGAAAGGAUAUGGUGUCCAGUGUUUAGAAACACUGAUUAUGGACCUGAGCAAGUUGCUGUGCGGUUCCAGAAUUAUGCGAGGAAGGGGAGUGAGGUGUGUAUUCUUUUCUCUCUCUCUCUCUCUCUCUCUCUCUCUCUCUCUCUCUCUCUCUCUCUCUCUCUCUCUCUCUCUCUCUCUCUCUCUCUCUCUCUCUGUUCCUUCUUGGGAGGAUGGCAACUGACGACAUGCACAACANNGGGCUUCGUAAAAGCAUACGCCGAUAUCAUGGCCAACGGGCCCACCGCCUACAAGACCAUUCUCACGCAUCUGGCUCAACCAAACCCUUCUCCGUGCAUAAUCCACUGCACGGCAGGCAAAGACCGCACAGGCGUCAUAGUCGCUCUCCUCUACCUCCUCUGCUCUGUCCCUACCUCGACGGUAGCGAAAGAAUACUCUCUCACAGACACUGGAUUACAGCAUCUGGUGCCCCUNUUUACAGAGCGCUUGCUCAAGAAUCCUGCUUUGGAGGGUAACGAGGAGGGUGUGAGGAACAUGAUUUCUGCGCAGCCGGAGAAAAUGGCUGCCACGAUCCAAAUGAUUCAGAAUGUCUAUGGUGGUGCCGAGGGGUACGUCAAAGACGUGGUUGGUCUGAGUGACGAGCAGAUUGCGCAGAUCAGGAAAAAUCUCUUGUCGAGUGAGAAGGCUAUGUUCUAA
Messenger RNA from Aureobasidium uvarum, 1026 nucleotides. NCBI's taxonomy places the organism in Eukaryota, Fungi, Ascomycota, Dothideomycetes, Dothideales, Saccotheciaceae. The record is from the annotation of a GenBank genome assembly.